Molecule: messenger RNA, 4014 nt
Organism: Pediculus humanus corporis (human body louse)
Lineage: Eukaryota; Metazoa; Arthropoda; Insecta; Psocodea; Pediculidae
Product: Canalicular multispecific organic anion transporter, putative
Exons: 23
Coding region: 1-4014 (1337 amino acids)
Biological process (GO): transmembrane transport
Cellular component (GO): membrane
Molecular function (GO): ABC-type transporter activity; ATP hydrolysis activity; ATP binding
Source: RefSeq, a predicted model, not a curated record
AUGGAUGGGAAAAAAAUUACGAGGCCAAAGAAUCCGGAAGAAGAAGCAGAUUUUUUAUCAAAAACAUUUUUUCUAUGGACUGUAAAUAUUUUUCGCAGAGGUUUAAAAAAUCCUCCUAUGACGAUUGACGAAGUAUGCAGGCCUAUGACGCAAGAUUCAGCCGACAGUCUCGGGAAUAGGUUGGAAGAAAAAUGGAUGGAAGAAUUGAAAAAUGCAAAAAGAAACGGGAGAGAUCCCAAAUUGGUUUACGCGGCAUUUAAAACGUUCGGAUUGGGAUAUGGAAGCCUGGGAUUUAUUCACGUAAUCAACGAAUUUUUAAAGUUAAUACAACCGAUAUUUUUAGGACAACUACUCUCGUAUUUCACGCCCUCAUCGGAAAUGACGCAAAAAGAAGCGCUCUUGUAUGCAUCCAUGAUGAUAGGAUGCAUAUUUUUAUCAUCGUUAUUAGGGAAUCAUUAUAUUAAAAAUAGUUUUCAAUACGGGAUGAGAUUAAGGGUUGCCUGCUCAUCUUUAAUAUACCGAAAGUCUUUAAAAAUCGAUAAAUCGGCACUUGGAGAUACAGCUUCCGGUCAAGUAGUAAACCUGUUAGCAAAUGACGUCAGUCGUUUCGAUUUCCUAACCGUUUUCUUACACUUUUUAUGGUCUGCACCAUUGAGCGCGAUUGCGGUCAUGUAUUACAUGUGGAUCGAAGCCGGACCGAUAUCCCUCGUGGGAAUUGUCGCAAUACUUACAAUAGUGCCUUUACAGGCAUACACCGGAAAAUUGUCAUCGAAAUUUCGUCUGCAGACAGCGUAUAAAACGGACGAAAGAAUUCGUUUGAUGGAUGAAAUAAUAUGCGGGAUACAAGUGAUUAAAAUGUACGCUUGGGAAAAACCAUUCGCCGAAAGAAUAUCAAAAUCUAGAAAGGAUGAAUUAGGAAAAUUGAUAAAAUCGGCAUACGUUAGAGGUUUAUACAUGACAUUUAAUUUGUUCACGACAAGAUUUUCAAUAUUUUGUACCAUGAUGGCAUUGAGUUUUACAGGAGGAAGUUUAUCAGCGGAAAAGAUAUUUGUUUACUCAACUUAUUUCGGUAUGUUGAGUUUUAAUCUUUCGGGAAUGUGCGUGAGAGGUUUUGCUGAAAUUGCAGAAUGUUGGGUUUCAUUCGGUCGUUUAACGAAAUAUUUACUGUUGGACGAAAUAACAAACAUACCGAAUGAAAAAAAAAUAACGAAUUUCGAUAGAGUCGGUGAAAUAACAUUACAAAAUGCAUCGGCGAAAUGGGACUCGACGUCACAGGAAUACACAUUACAAAAUUUAAAUUUAAAUUUAAAAAAAGGAAGUUUAACGGCUGUCGUGGGACACGUGGGCGCGGGAAAGAGUUCUCUGUUGCAAGCUCUGUUGGGUGAAUUGAAAUUUUCCGAUGGGAAAAUUUCGAUAUCGGGUACUCUAUCGUAUUGCAGUCAAGAACCUUGGGUGUUUUCAUCGUCCGUGAGACAAAACAUCAUUUUCGGUUUGCCUUUCAAUAAAACUCGUUACGCGGAAGUCGUACGAGUGUGUGCUUUAAACCACGAUUUCUUUCAAUUUCCCGAAGGUGAUAAAACGAUCGUGGGUGAUAGGGGUGCAUCGUUAUCGGGUGGACAAAGAGCGAGAAUAAAUUUAGCCAGAGCUUUAUAUAAGGAUGCUGAUAUUUACCUUUUGGACGAUCCAUUAUCAGCCGUCGAUGCUCACGUUUCGAAUCAUUUGUUUCACGAAUGCAUAUCACAAUUUUUAAAAGAUAAAACGAGAAUAUUAGUCACUCAUCAAUUACAAUAUUUACGAAAAGCAGACUACGUCAUACUUCUCGAUAACGGAGUCGUGAGACAUCAGGGAACAUUCAAUUCCCUCACCAAAACCAACAUCGACGUCCCGAUGUUAUUCGCCGAAGAUGAUGAAAAACGCGAGGGUGAGGAAUUUGAUAAUGAUGAUGAUGUUGAAAAAGAAUCGAGUGGAAAAAUGUUGAGAAGAAUAUCGAGAAUGUCAUCGACACAUUCGACAAAAAGUAAUAAAACAAACGAUUCGAUGGAAAGUUUAGAUUCGAUAGGACAUGCGCAAACGGCUAUGCCAUUGGAAGACAUUGAAAAAACCGUUAACAUAUCAUUCAUUGAUUAUUUCCUAUCGGGAAUAAAUAAAUUCACUUUAUUCGUUUUAUUUUCUUUUUUCCUAUUGGCUCAAACGUCGGCUAGUUUGUGCGAUUAUUGGAUGUCCGUUUGGGCUUCACAAAGUUUUGAAUUACAAAGUCAAUUAGAAUCAUCAAAUAAUAAUAAUAAUAAUAAUAAUACGCAAGAUUUAAAUGAAACAUUUAUUGAAAUAUUAAAUGAUACGUUCGAAACAAAUAAAACACAAUCUUACGGUACCCGAAAAGAAACCAUAUUUAGUUCGCUGACGACGGAAACGUGUCAAAUCGUUUACACAUGUUUAAUAAUAACAUUAUUUUUAUUGGCGUUCAUACGAUCGAUUGUGUUUUAUAACAUAUGCAUAAAAUGUUCUCAAAAACUUCACGAUUUCAUGUUUAAUAAAGUUUGUCAAACGUAUCUGUCAUUUUUUCACGCGAAUCCAUCGGGUCGAAUAUUGAAUCGUUUUUCAAAGGAUUUAGGUUCGGCGGAUGAAUUUUUACCCAAAGCUUUAUUAGAUGCAUUUCAAAAUAUAAUGAUCGGAAUCGGAGCCGUCACGGUUAUCCUAAUCGUUCAAUACAUGUACAUAAUACCCUUGAUAUUGAUUAUGUGCGUGGGUGGUUUAGCAAGAAACGGUUUCGUCAAAACAUCAACGGCGAUAAAAAAAAUCGAAGGAGCGACACGAAGUCCUGUUUUUGGUCAUUUAAAUACGACUCUUCAAGGUAUAACAACGAUAAGAGCUUACGGUGCUGAAGAAACGUUAAAAAAAGAAUUUGAUAAUCAUCAGGAUCUUCAUACAGGUUCGAUGUCCCUUUUCAUAGGUGUGGGUACGGCUUUCGGUGGACUCAUUGAUUUAUUGUGCCUUAUAUUAAUUGCCUUCGUUACAUAUUUUUUACUUUUAGUUCAAACGAAUUUAACGGGUGGAGAAGUCGGUCUUGCCAUAACACAAAUAUUAGCAAUAACGGCAUGGUUUCAAUGGGGUAUGAGACAAUCAGCGGAAAUAUCAAAUCAAUUAGUUUCUGUCGAAAGAGUUUUAGAAUAUACGAAAUUAGAAAGAGAAGAAAAUUUAGAAUAUUCAAUAACGGAAAAGGUUGGAGAACAAUGGCCGACUCACGGUGGAAUAGAAUUUAAAAACGUUUAUCUUCAUUACGGUUCUAUAAAAAAAAGUCCAGCGUUGAAAAAUUUAACGAUAACCGUUUUGGCGGGAGAAAAAGUCGGAAUCGUCGGAAGGACGGGAGCUGGAAAAUCGUCCAUCAUAUCCGCACUUUUUCGUUUGGCCAUAGUCGAAGGUUCCAUAGAGAUCGAUGGGGUGGACACGUCCAAAGUUUCGUUGCAAAGGUUACGUAGAAGCAUUUCAAUCAUACCGCAAGAACCCACCCUUUUCACCGGAACGAUAAGAAAAAAUCUCGAUCCGUUCGAGAAUUAUUCGGAUGCUAUGCUUUGGCAAGCGUUGGAAGAAGUCGAACUUAAAGACGCUUUACUUAACGGUUUAAAUAGCGUGGUUUUAGAAAAGGGUAAUAAUUUUUCCGUUGGACAAAAACAACUCGUUUGCUUAGCGCGCGCUCUAUUGAGAAAAAAUAAAAUUUUGCUGUUGGAUGAAGCAACGGCAAACGUGGAUCAGCGAACGGAUGGUUUAAUACAACAAACAAUAAGAAAUAAAUUUGCGGAUUGUACCGUUUUUACAAUUGCUCACAGAUUAAAUACCGUCAUGGAUUGCGAUAGAUUAUUAGUUAUGAAUGAUGGAACCGCUGUCGAAUUUGAUAAACCGUUGAAUCUCCUUAAAAAAGAAAACGGUUACUUAAAUAAAAUGGUUCAAGAAACUGGGGCAUCAAUGGCGGAACAAUUAAGAAACAUGGCGGCGGAAUCAUCGAAUAAUAAAAAAUGA